AUGUCGCUCCUGCUUGGCAAUGGUGCAGAAGUUGACGUGGCAGACGAGGAAGGAUGGACGCCUCUAAUGGUCGCGUCUGAACAGGGCCAUGAUGAAGCUGUGGCGUUACUGCUGGAGCAUGGAGCUGACCCUAACGCGCGGGACAAUGGCGAGUUCACGGCGAUCUUGCAGGCGGCCAGUGGAGGACACCCAGACAUUGUAGCUCGCCUUCUCGACGCGGGCGCUGACCCCAACGUCCAGGACGAGGCGGAUGGCUUGACUGCAAUCAGCAGGGCGGCGGAGCAGGGUAAUGCAGAUGUUAUCAAGCUACUGCUCGAACGAGGGGUUGAUCCCAACGUGGAUGACAGGAUCCUCCUCUCUGCGCUACACGGUUUCAGCAGAGACGAUAUCAGUGGCAGCCACGCAGUUAUGGAAAUGCUCGUCCAGCACGGCGCGGAUGUCUUUAUGGAUUGCUGGACGGAUGAGCGGCCUCUCGUCAUCGCUACCAGGCAGGGCCGUUUCCUUACUGUAGAGAUGUUCCUGGAAGCGAGCUGCUCUUCGAGCAGUGUCCGGCAAGAGCACAUAUGGGAAGCUAUCACGGUCGCUGCUGAGGAAGGUGAAGGAGCUAUUCUAGCGAGCUUGAUGAAGCAUUAUGAUCCGGAUGAGACUGAGAAGCAGACGCCAUGGGAAUGGGUGAAAGAGUAUCAAUUUGGCCAGUCGUACGAGCUCUUGCAACCUUACUUUGAGCCUGACGCAAAGAGCGACAAUGAUCACCACAUCACAAGAAAGAAUGUCGAGCAGAAGCUCCAAAGUUACAAAGAAAUCGCGGGUGAGUCGGACAGCAAUCAGCUGCGACCGCUGCAAGUCACGGAAGACCAAGAUGCCGAUGGCCCUUGUGAUUACUGUCGCAGUAUCGAUGAGGUCUGCUCAGUGGAUAUGGAGAAGCGGCGUCAGAAGCCCUUCUACUUCGUAUCUGAAGAGGAAUACCGCCUCCUCCGUGAGCUUUGCAGUAACUGCUUUCCGGAUGAGGAGUUAACGAUACCGAAUUUGCGACGGUUGAUUGAUGAAAACAAAAAGCCUGCGUUACAGCAGACAGAUAUUUCGACACCUACGAUGUCUCUCGUGGAAGUAUCUGCAGUAAAUCCUAUUACAGACCGUGGAGAUGAACCGUUAGAUCAAGGAGAGAUUCUUCUGCAAGAUGUUGGAAACGAUCAAGUUGAGGAAGAGGAGAUAUUACUGCCAGAGAUUGUCAAUCUCCACCAUGACCUAGGUUGUCUUCUAGCAGACGCUCACGGAGAGUAUCGUUACAUGGGAGCUGAGUCAGGCGCCAGCUUCAACAGCGCCGUGAGAUCAUGGAUGCUCAGAAUGGGUGCAGGGACAAGAAAUAAGGAGAAGGACAAGGAUAAAAUACCUGGAAUGCUCAAAGUCAGCCCGCCAUCAGUCAAGUCUCCCUUGACAGACGCAGCUUCGUCACCAGGGAAUCCAUGCCAGUUUCCAUCGCAAGAUCUUCUAUCCGCUUGUGCAGCUCGCUUCUUUGAACAAGUCCACUGCUUGUACUGGAUUUAUUCCGCAGAAUCAUUCUAUACCCGACUCGAGACAACUUACUCUGGCGACACUGGACAGCUCACUGCUUCAUGGCUUUGUUCUCUUCAUGGGAUAAUAGCCCUGUGUGCUUCAUGCGAGCCGUCGCCUAAUGGUUUGGUCAACGGGCAAAGGGCACAUGACUCAUUGGAAAUGGCCAAGUCUCUCGUGACGAGGGUUUGCGAUGAAGCAGAUCUAGACAGCAUCAGGGCAUUGAUAGUGCUAUCUUUGGCCUUCCAUUCCAACGGCUUCACUAACUCAGCAUACCUUCACAUCGGUCUCGCAGUUCGCAUUGCUUUCUCCUUGGGUCUCCAUCUGGACAAGUACUCCACCAAGAGCGGAGUAGUAAGCCAAGCGCAUGCACGUCGUCUCUGGUGGACAUUGUAUCUGCUUGAUCAAGAUCUUUCUCUUGCACUGGGAAAACCAAGCAUGAAUAGUCCAGCCAAUGAGACUUCUUGGAAACCACCUCUACCAUCGGAAUUUGUUGUCAGCCCAGGCUCACAUACGCCGAACGGAUAUCUCGAACAAUGCAUACGACUCGCUCAGAUAACACAGAGUAUACGCCAGAAUCUCUACGACGGACCCGUCCACGGUGGACAAAAGCUCUCACAGACUCACUUCAACGACGCUAUUACUGCCUUGCAAGACUGGCUAGAUCACGUACCGCCACACCUUCAUCUCUCGAACUCAGUAUCCUUAUCCUACAGACGGUCCAUAUCUCUUCUUCACCUUCGAUACUGGAGCACCAUGAUGCUCGUCACCAAGCCCUUCCUUCUGUGCAACCUGUUACAAGGUAUAGAGUAUGUUGAGACUGUCAAGCAGCCAAUCUUCGCUACACUUGCCAAGACCUGUGUGUCUGCCGCUGAAUCAUCGUUUGAGAUCCUGGAAAGUAUGGUCCUUCACAAAGUAGCUUCCAGUUUGGUGAUGGCCGAUUAUCUCUUCGCCUUGCAAGCACUUCAAGUUAUUGUUGCUGCUUGUGGAUUAUAUCACAUGGACGGUCACCAAGCUCGUGCCAAGCAAUGUCUGCGGAUCUUGCUGGCUAUCAGUGUUUCUGGCUACCCAAAGCAUCUUAUCCCAGAGACAUUAUUCCAGUUACAACAAUGCGGACUUGCUGAAGGCGUUGAAGAUACAUCCAAUAUCGUGUUGCAACCCUCAGAACCGUCAAGAUAUCCCCGAAUGGUAACUGAGUCUUUGGAAGGGAUUUCGCUGAACCACAACACUGAUCAGCUAGCGACGACGUGGUUGAAUGAGCUCGACAUGGCAGAUAUCGUUAUCGACAAUGGGUUUCUGGAUAAUCUCAUGGAUAUCUCAUCUAUCUUUCCUUUCGGGCCAUCAUGA
Messenger RNA from Fusarium redolens, 2898 nucleotides. RefSeq lists its product as uncharacterized. The coding region runs from base 1 to 2898 and encodes 965 amino acids. Gene Ontology annotation, molecular function: zinc ion binding; DNA binding; protein binding. Gene Ontology annotation, biological process: DNA-templated transcription. Lineage: Eukaryota; Fungi; Ascomycota; Sordariomycetes; Hypocreales; Nectriaceae. The record is from RefSeq and is a predicted model, not a curated record. The transcript is spliced from 7 exons.